This is a messenger RNA of Eruca vesicaria subsp. sativa (arugula), 1784 nucleotides long. The record is from the annotation of a GenBank genome assembly. NCBI's taxonomy places the organism in Eukaryota, Viridiplantae, Streptophyta, Magnoliopsida, Brassicales, Brassicaceae.
CGGCUUAACAUUAUUUUAUCGUUUAUACUCUUAUAUACCUAUCUGCGCCUCUAUAAAUAUAUAUCAAAGUAAAACUGAUGCAAUGGACUCUCUCCCUCUCUCUCUCUCUGGAUGAACGAAUCAAAAACAUCACAAUCUCUUUCCAUUUCUGUUAACCUAGUAGAACCUCUCUUUCUUUCUCUUUGAGACAAACUUCCAAAAAUGGAAAGUUUGUGUUUAAUCUCUGUGACUCGUUUUCUGUUGUUAUUCUUUUUCUUAGCUUUUUGGCAUCAAGUAAACGCGACCGAACCGGUUCUAGAGAUAACUAAAGGCUUCGAAGCUAAACCGGAUUCGUCCAUAAACUCGUUCCAGCCACUCCUAACCGACCCGAGUGGAAACUUCUCAUUCGGGUUCUUACGGUUAAACGGUUCACGCCUCUCCCUCGCUAUAACCCACCCGAACUUAACGGACCCCCUCUGGGUUUUCGACCCGACCCGAACCGCAAGCUGGUCACACAAAACGAAACUAUUCUUCAACGGCAGCCUCGUAAUUUCAGAUCCUUCCUCGAGGGUAGAAUGGUCAACUCACAGUAACGGAGACCGUCUUAUCCUCCGUAACGACUCCAACCUCCAAGUGGUAUCAUCAUCCGACGUGGACUGGGAGAGUUUCGAUUUUCCGAGUAACACACUCGUCGAGAACCAGAAUUUCACGUCUAAGAUGACGUUAGUUUCAUCCAACGGCUUAUAUUCGAUGCGAUUAGGACGCGAUUUCAUCGGAUUAUACGCUAAAGUAACCGAAGACUCUCAACAGUUUUACUGGAAACACAGCGCUCUCCAGGCGAAAGCCAAAAUCAAAGACGGAUCGGGUCCGAUUCACGCUCGGAUCAACCCGAACGGUUAUCUCGGUAUGUACCAAACCGGAACGAUUCCAGUCGACGUGGAAGCGUUCAACAGCUUCCAACGACCGGUUAACGGUCUAAUGAUUCUCCGAUUGGAAUCCGACGGGAAUCUCCGUGGAUAUCUCUGGGACGGAUCUCGCUGGGCGUUGAACUACGAAGCUAUCCGCGAAACUUGCGAUCUCCCGAAUCCGUGUGGUCCGUACAGUCUGUGUACUCCUGGAUCGGGAUGCUCGUGUAUAGAUAACAGCACCGUGAUCGGAGAGUGUGGUCCUAGAGGUUCGGGAGUGGAGGAUUUUUGCGGCGGUGACGGGGAGAAGUUUAAGGAGGUGAGACGUGGAGGCGUUGAAGUGGCGUUUAAGGAACUGUUGGAUCAUAAAACGACGUCGUCUUUGGGGGAGUGUGAGGAGAUGUGUGUGGAGGAUUGUAAAUGUUUCGGGUCGGUUUAUAAUAACGGGUCCGGGUUUUGUUAUUUGGUUAAUUAUCCGAUACGGACGAUGCUUGGCGUUGCGGAUCCGAGUAAAAUGGGAUAUUUUAAGGUGGGUGAGGGUGUAGGGAAGAAGAGAAGCCGAGUGGGAUUAACGGUUGGGAUGACUCUGCUCGCUGUGGUUGCGUUGGGUUUAACGGUGGCGAUGGUUUAUGUUGCGUUUAGGAUAUGGAGGAGUAGAGAGAAGCAUGCACUAGAGGGAGAAGAUGGUGGGUUAUCACCCGGCCCGUAUAAAAAUCUCGGGUCGGAUAGUUUUAGAUCCGUUGAAAUGAGCCGUAGGUGAUAGCUUUUUUAGUUACACAUAUAUAAAAUUAAUUAACCUUUCUUUCUUUUUGCUUUAUGCAAUUUGACUAUUGUCUGGCUGAUGAGCUUUUUACCUAUCAAAACUAAAUUUAAUUAUUGCGGGAAAGGUAUUUGGAUAAA